AUGUCCUCUGCUCAAGAUUACGCCACCAAGAUCUGCAUCGACAAAUUCGAUGGUAAAAAAUAUGCGACGUGGAGCCGCUACAUGCGCGGCGUGUUCCUGACCAAGUCGACGUGGUACGUAGUCAUCCGGGAGACCACCCCCGCCUUCGCUGAUCCUCGCGCUAGUGACGAGUAUGUCAAGACGAACAACAUUGCGAUCGGCUUGAUGCUGCCUCACAUGAGCGCGGAUUACCAUCACGUGGUUGAUGAGUGUAAAGAAGCGUGGGUUGCGUGGGCACGGUUGAAGACUCUCUACGGCGGAUCUCAGAAGGCGGGACGGACCUUCUUGAAGCGACAGCUGUUCAGCAUGGAGAUGGAGGAAGGCGGCAAUUUCAUGCAUCAUUGCAACAACGUUCUCAACACCAGCGCUAAGUUCAGCAGCAUCGGCGCUAAGAUGGAGGACAAAGACGUGGCGAUCCGCUUGUUGCGCAGUCUCCCCAAGAGCUAUGAGAACGUUGCUCUCAACUUGGAGAUGAGCAGCGCAGAACUGCGGUCGCAAGACGUCGUGAGAGUGCUUACGAAUGAGCACAUCAAGAGACAACGAAACACGACGACAUUGGUGAAGACUGAAGAAGCGACCAAGGCCUUCAGCACGAGCGUGAAUUCCGUCAAUGUACGUUCUGCGGAAAAUUGGGGCACGUGGUGA
Molecule: messenger RNA, 684 nt
Organism: Peronospora matthiolae
Lineage: Eukaryota; Oomycota; Peronosporomycetes; Peronosporales; Peronosporaceae
Source: the annotation of a GenBank genome assembly